GGGGCCGUGGUGCUGCAGUGCGAGUGGGAUGCGUGCACCUACGUGGCCUCGAAGAUGGAGGAGUUUUGCCAGCACGUGGCCCAGCACCUGCAGCAGCAUCUUCCUGGGGAACACCGGGACGAGAUGGACCCUCUCGAGGAAUACACGUGUUUGUGGCUCAUUCGCCACGUCUAUUUCCACUGCUACCACACCAAGCUGAAGCAGUGGGGGCUGCGGGCCCUGCAGAGCCAGUCAGAUGUGAGCCAUUGCCAGCUGGACUUCCAGAGCCGCAAUAUCAUCCCCGAGAUCCAGGAGAACUUUCUGUGUCUGUGGGAGUACUGUGAGAGAUCGUUUGAUAAUCCCGAGUGGUUCUAUCGGCACGUGGAGGAUCACAGCUUCUGUUCGGAGUACAAGGCAGCAGGGAAGGAGAACCACGUGGUCCUCUGUGGCUGGAAAGACUGCGAUUGCACCUUCAAGGGGCGCUGCAAACUGCGGGAGCACUUGCGCAGCCACACGCAGGAGAAGGUGGUGGCCUGUCCAACCUGCGGGGGCAUGUUCGCCAACAACACCAAGUUCUUUGACCACAUCCGCCGUCAGACUGCCCUGGACCAGCAGAGGUUUCAGUGCUCUCACUGCUCCAAGAGGUUUGCCACAGAGAGGCUGCUCCGUGACCAUAUGAGGAACCAUGUGAACCAUUACAAGUGCCCUCUGUGUGACAUGACUUGCCCGCUGCCCUCCUCCCUGCGCAAUCACAUUCGUUUUCGGCACAGCGAGGAGCGACCGUUCAAGUGUGACUACUGUGACUACAGCUGCAAGAAUCUCAUUGACUUGAGGAAACAUCUGGACACGCACAGCAAAGAGCCAGCCUAUCGCUGCGAGUUUGAGGCUUGCAGCUUCACUGCACGUUCCCUCUGCUCCAUCAAACUGCACUACCGGAAAGUCCAUGAGGGUGACUCAGAGCCCCGGUACAAGUGCCAUGUUUGUGACAAGUGCUUCACACGUGGAAACAACCUCACUGUCCACCUCAGGAAGAAACACCAGUUCAAGUGGCCCUCGGGGCAUCCUCGCUUCAGGUACAAGGAACAUGAAGAUGGCUACAUGAGGCUGCAGCUGGUGCGUUACGAGAGCGUGGAGCUGACAGAGCAGCUGCUGAAGGACAGAGAGAAGCGGGGGGAGGCACUGGAUGGCUCAACUGAGUGUGUGGUGCUGUCUGAGGGCGAGGGCAACCUGCAGGGCAUCAUUCUGGAGGCCCCUGCAGAGGCUCCCCUGGUGGAGAACAGUAUUACUGAGCUGCAAGUGGCCCCGCUGCACCCGGCCUCUUGCUCUGCUGACAACCCUGAGCCAGCACAGCCCAGUGCCUUCCCAGGAGCAGCGCUGUCAUCGGAGCAAGAACCUGGCACCCCGGCCAACCCCAUCAUCCGUGUGGUGAACCGGACCAACGAGCACGGGGAGAGUGAGACUGUGUAUUAUGUCCUGGCCAGCACAUCCUCAGAGGAGCAGGUGGCAGGAUCUGGCGGGCUGGCUGUGGAGCUGGAGGAGAAUGUCAUGGACCGUCUGCAGAAGACUGCUGAGGAGCUGGGCAUCCAGAUCGUGUAAGGUGCUCACCUGCCUCUGCAUGAGGAGAACUUGGGCCUCCGUGGGAUGUGCU
Leptosomus discolor (cuckoo roller) is the source of this 1627-nucleotide messenger RNA. NCBI's taxonomy places the organism in Eukaryota, Metazoa, Chordata, Aves, Leptosomiformes, Leptosomidae. The record is from RefSeq and is a predicted model, not a curated record.